AUGAGUGCGAAGAGGAUCUCACUUCUCGAAGUGAACAAACACAACCAAGACGACGAUUGCUGGAUCGCUCUAAAUGGCGUGGUCUGGGACAUGAGCGGGUUCGCCGCUAGACAUCCCGGAGGUCGUGAAGCCAUCGAAGAGUUCUUCGGUCAAGACGGCAGUGAGGUUUACAAUGGCAUUCACAGCCCAAGUAUGGCAGAAAAGUUUCUGGGUCCGAGCAAGAAAAUUGGCUUGCUUGAGGCUGGUGUACCAAAGACCGGCGGCGAUACGGGCAAUGUCCCUGUUGUGAAGCCUGACUUGGAGACGAUCAUCAGCGUCUACGAAUUCGAAAAAGUCGCAGAAGCUGCCUUCCGGCCGAAAUCGUGGGCGUAUAUCUAUGGGUCCACUGAGAACGGGCUCACCAGAGUUGCCAACCAAGAUUGGUAUCAGCGAAUUUGGUUCCGGCCACGAGUUCUGACGGGCGUUGGAAAGGUCGACAUCAGCACAAGCAUGUUUGGUCGAAAAUGGGCCUCCCCGAUUCUCAACUGUCCGUUCUCGUCGGCGAUGCUUGCACACCCAGAUGGUGAACUUGCCCUGGCUAGAGCGAUCGGGCCCAGUGGAAGUCCUAUGUUGAUUCCUACGAUGGCAUCAUAUUCCAUCCAAGAAAUCGUCCAGGAGCUUCCCAAGGGACACCCGUUCUUCUUCCAACUAUAUGUGCAUAGCGACCGGGAGGAAAUGAAGAAAUUGCUUGACGAGGUAGCCAAGUUCAAGCCUCAGGGUAUUCUUGUCACAGCAGAUCUGCCGGUCAUGUCGAAGAGAGAGGGGUACACGAAAUUCGUGGCACUCGAGAACCAGAAGAAACAAAAGAGAGCGGUGGACGUGGAAGCGUCACAGAGAGCGUCGCAAGCAAGCAUUAAUGCAGACCUCAAUUGGCAAGAUAUACAAUUCAUCAAGGAAUAUACAGGCUUGCCGACAUUUGUCAAGGGAAUCCAAUGUGCGGCAGACGCGAAGAAGUCGCUAGAGACUGGAUGCGCUGGGAUAUACAUCUCAAACCAUGGCGGAAGAGCUUUAGACACGGCAGCCCCAUCGAUUCUGGUGCUGCUGGAGAUCCAGGCGACUUGUCCGGAGAUACUGGACAAGCUGGAGGUUUUCAUCGACGGUGGUAUUCAGAGGGGAACUGAUAUUCUGAAGGCCAUUUGUUUAGGAGCAAGUGCUGUCUGCCUGGGAAGACCUUUUUUUUAUUCUCUGGCAUAUGGAGAACAAGGCGUGAAGCAUCUGAUCAAGAUUCUUGAGGAGGAACUUGCCACUGCUAUGCAGCUGCUAGGCAUAACGAGCCUAGAUCAAGCACAUCCUGGACUUGUCAACACUGGAGAGUUGGAGGCGUUGAUAUAUCGCGGCGAGGAUCACCCCUGGGCUCGAAAGCCUCAACGAGCACGGUUAUGA
Messenger RNA from Exophiala spinifera, 1422 nucleotides. RefSeq lists its product as uncharacterized. Lineage: Eukaryota; Fungi; Ascomycota; Eurotiomycetes; Chaetothyriales; Herpotrichiellaceae. The coding region runs from base 1 to 1422 and encodes 473 amino acids. The transcript has 2 exons. Gene Ontology annotation, molecular function: oxidoreductase activity. The record is from RefSeq and is a predicted model, not a curated record.